AUGUAUCGAUUCGCACCUGAACGUUGCAACGGUAACUCUAAGGUUCAAAUGCAAUUGGAAAUGAUCUUGUGUGCCAGCACAAACUGGCUUGUUCUUCUCGCUGAAGACUACUAUAACCGACAAGUUUACGGAUGGAGCAGUGAACACAGAGUAACACCACCACAACUGUCUUCUAUGACCGCAGCAUGGCCCAAUGCAAAAGGCGAGGGGGCUGGUGUACCUAUGGACCGAAUUCUUGGGCAUUCCUAUAUGUGGGCAAAGGGCCAUCAUGCGCACUCGCACAGAGUCAGUUCAUUUUAUCCCCAUGAACACUAUGCGAUGCAUGCUUGA
Messenger RNA from Strongylus vulgaris, 330 nucleotides. NCBI's taxonomy places the organism in Eukaryota, Metazoa, Nematoda, Chromadorea, Rhabditida, Strongylidae. The record is from the annotation of a GenBank genome assembly.